This is a messenger RNA of Camellia sinensis, 1065 nucleotides long. Its product is annotated as Translation initiation factor SUI1 family protein. The record is from RefSeq and is a predicted model, not a curated record. Gene Ontology annotation, molecular function: translation initiation factor activity; mRNA binding. Gene Ontology annotation, biological process: formation of translation preinitiation complex; translation reinitiation. NCBI's taxonomy places the organism in Eukaryota, Viridiplantae, Streptophyta, Magnoliopsida, Ericales, Theaceae.
CAGAGAUUUCUUUUCCGAAUUCUCACGCUCACAGGAAAAAGCAAAUCUCGGAAAAUCAAUUCCUUCUUCUUCGCUUGAUCUAUACCUAUUGAGAGAGAGAGACAAAGAGAAGAGAAGAGGAAUGGCUGAGAAACCCCAACCAGUUCAAGUUCUGUACUGUCGUGUUUGUACUCUACCCGCUGAGUACUGCGAAUUUGGUCCCGAUUUCGAGAAAUGCAAACCCUGGUUGAUCGCCAACGCCCCUGACCUCUAUCCCAAUCUCCUUCAAGAGGGAAAUGAGAAAGAUGUGGAGAAGGUGUCUGAACAGCUUCAAUCGGCUGGACUGUCUUCUGGUGGUCGCACUGGAGCUCAUCCUUCUGGGGAACCGUCAUCAUCUAAGCAAGAAGAAGUUAAACGCCUUCCUGGUGGAAAAGUAAAGAAGAAAGACAAGCAAGAAGUUGUUAUUGAAAAGAUUACACGUAACAAGCGCAAAUGUAUCACUAUUGUGAAAGGACUGGACCUCUUUGGUAUCAAACUUAGUGAUGCUUCAAAAAAGCUUGGGAAAAAGUUUGCCACUGGAGCAUCUGUUGUCAAGGGGCCAACUGAGAAGGAGCAAAUUGAUGUGCAAGGAGAUAUCUUUAUGGACAUCGUGGAGUUCAUCACAGAAACUUGGCCUGAUGUGCCAGAAACUGCUAUAUACUUCAUCGAGGAUGGAAGGAAGCUUCCAGCUGCUUGAUUCUAAAAUUUGCAAAUGGAAACUGGUGCUGAUUUUUGGACGUCUAUCAGCAGAAAGAAUAGCUAAUACCAUAUCAGGAAAAGGCUUAGAGUUUUUGCUUUCCUUUUCAAAAGAAUUCAAUUAUUGAUAUUAGGGCUUUAGAUAUGAAAUCUAAAGUCCAGUGAUUCUCUACCUUCGUUUGUCUUGGUUUAUUGUGUUAUAUAGACAGUGUCCUUUCUGCUGAAAUGCUAAAGGGCCCUAAUGAAAUAUGAGCAUUUCUAGUCUGGUGUAGUCCUGAAGUUUCUGCUCUAUUAUGCCAUUUCUAGUUUGUGAAAGUAAGCUUUGAAGCCAGUUUGGUGUUAGCUUUAGUA